AUGCGGACUUGUCUCCGCUCCAUUCUUGGCUCUCCCGAAGCAACACCGCAUCUCCAACACCUCCUCCAACACCACCCACACCCUCCACGCAUCUCCACCGCCACAAUGAUAACGAAAUACCUCACCGGCGUCACCACGACCUUCUCACCCUUCAACGCGCGCUCCGGCAAAACCGCCCGCAACUUCCUCGCCCUACUCCCACCCAAUGCCCGCUCAACCAUGGCCAUCGACGUCAAAAUGUUGCCGAAAGCACAGGCUGCUACGCCGGUGUUUUUGGGGUUGAAGUUUAAAGAUGGAAAGGAAAUGAAUCUAGACUUGGAGAAGCUGAAGAUCAAGGAUAUACAGGAAGAGGUUGAUAGACACUCGAGAAUGUUGAGACGGAUAGAGGAUCUGAGUGGAAAUUAA
Molecule: messenger RNA, 405 nt
Organism: Fulvia fulva
Lineage: Eukaryota; Fungi; Ascomycota; Dothideomycetes; Mycosphaerellales; Mycosphaerellaceae
Exons: 2
Coding region: 1-405 (134 amino acids)
Cellular component (GO): mitochondrial large ribosomal subunit
Molecular function (GO): structural constituent of ribosome
Source: RefSeq, a predicted model, not a curated record